Messenger RNA from Ornithorhynchus anatinus (platypus), 888 nucleotides. It is a transcript of the gene XTBD1, whose product is annotated as CDKN2A interacting protein N-terminal like. Lineage: Eukaryota; Metazoa; Chordata; Mammalia; Monotremata; Ornithorhynchidae. The transcript has 3 exons. The record is from RefSeq and is a predicted model, not a curated record. Bases 14 to 388 code for a protein of 124 amino acids.
CGGGCCCGGCGCCAUGGUCGGGGCCGAGGCGGCGGCCGUGGCGGAGCUGGUGAAGGAGAGCCGGCAGGUGGCCGAGCUGGCCGAGCGCUUCCGCGCCUACUCGGAGAGCGAGAAGCACUGGAAGGUCCGGAUGGAGUUCAUCCUGCGCCACCUGGCCGACUACCGGGACCCCCCGGCCGGGACCGGGGGAGGAGGGGACCGGGGGGCCCGGCGGACCCUCGACCAGCUCCUCGCCCUCUCCAUGGUCUGGGCCAACCACCUCUUCCUCGGCUGCAGCUACAACAAGGACCUCUUAGACAAGGUGAUAGAAAUGGCCGAGGGGAUUGAAGUGGAAGACUUGCCCCACUUUACGACCAGAGACGAAUUAAUGCAGAAGCACCAACGCUAGCACAAAAGACACCGCAUCACGUUUCUAUCCCAGCACCGAGUCCUUGAAAAUGGAAGAUCGGAUGGAUGUGCUACUAGCCACGCCACCUCGUACAAGGGCUCCAGAGAAGUCACACUCGAAGAGAGAUGGGAAUUAAACGGAAUCAUUCAGGGUUGUUUUUUUAAAACCGCCAGUCUUGUGGGGGGUGUCACUCUGAAUAGCAAGUAAGACUCUUCUGCUUGCCGAUGACGAAGUCAAAGGCACACGUCACCGAGAGAAACCCUCUGCCCUUUUUUAUUUUCAGUUUUCAUGUCGUUUUCCAUUUUCAAAAACGACUUAAAUGAUUUGUUUUUAAAAUGUAUGACAGGAAUGGUCGGUUUCAGUCAUAUAACUUAGUAUUCCAGUUUUUAUACUUUUAUGCAACAGUGUCAUAGGAUAGCUUAUUUUCCCAUGGAAACAACAGUUCACAGUUUUUUUUUUCUUUUAUAUCCAUGUAUUGUUAAUAAAAUAAGAAAACGAAA